This is a messenger RNA of Patella vulgata (common limpet), 8862 nucleotides long. Its product is annotated as titin homolog. Gene Ontology annotation, biological process: axon guidance; cell adhesion. The transcript has 22 exons. The record is from RefSeq and is a predicted model, not a curated record. Gene Ontology annotation, molecular function: protein binding. Gene Ontology annotation, cellular component: plasma membrane. NCBI's taxonomy places the organism in Eukaryota, Metazoa, Mollusca, Gastropoda, Patellidae. The coding region runs from base 552 to 6482 and encodes 1976 amino acids.
CGUGUAUUUGAAAUGAUAUCUAAUAUGUCGGCUAACACUUCCAUGCUUCACUGUUUACUUGGCACUCAUCGUUAUCAUCUUUAUGAAAAAAAUAAUCACCUCCACCCAUACCUUGGUUUCCCGCGGUGUUGACAGAAAGACAUCAAAGAUACCGACAAUUUCUCAUUGGUUAAAUGCGGCAAGCCGGGCUAGUCUAUUCUUACGGAAGGGGUCAAUAUUUGUUGCUAAGACGCUAUAAACAAAUGUCAAUACAUGACAUUACUCUAUAACGGUCACUAUUAUAUCUAUAUUUUAUUGUAUUGGCUUUCUGCCCCAUUUGUGGAAAAAAGUAUUAAUCAUGAAUUUAAAACCAUUAUCACGAAUGAACGAAACCAGCCAUAUAAAUCCUGUCCUCGCUCCCCCUUGUAAUAAAAUCUAUUGUCCGGUCGUGUAACGGUGUCACACGAGGUUCUCGGUAGUUGACAUUUGCUUAACGAAAAGAUGUCAGUCUUGAAAUACACUUCAGUUACGGUAAUUGGCAGUUUAGGAAUAAUGUUUUAAUUUGUGUCAUCAUGGCAGAAUAUACGGGUAAAGAUGAAGCAGUUUUACAAAAACUUCUUGAAAACUGUGCAGAGUAUCAAGAAAGAAGAAAGAUUCGAGCGGCAUUAAGAGACUGCAGACCUCAGAAAUAUUCAGAUCCACCAGCUGUGUUGAGAGGAAAUGGUGUCAAAGUCAGAACAUACAAUGAUCGAAAAGAUAAUGGUUCACAGUAUCGUGUGGACAACUCUACCCGAGGCAAUGAUAAAUUGUUGAAAGAUGCAAGUAAACAUAGGGUCGUUAACAAACCACCUGUAUAUGAUAGCACAUCUCGUCUUACAAGUCGGUUAAAUAACACAGGUAAUAUAAAAUCACACUUUCUGUUAACUUCCCCAAAAGCUCACCCAGAAAGCCUUAAAUCUGAUACCACAACUCUCCGAUCAAUACAAUUGCAUACAACGCCUCGUCGACAUGGCUCAAAAGAAUCUCAAGCACAAACAUACAAGCAAAAUGAAGCUGGAAGAAAUUUACUUAUGAACAAAAAAGUAGAUCAAUAUAGCUUACCAUCAGAAUCAAAUUAUUGGCUAACAAGUAACAAAAGCUAUAAUACAGGUCCAAAAUUGAGUGAUAUCUCAAAAUUGCCGGAUAAAUAUGAAGUCAAGAAAAACAACAAUUUGUCAGAUUCCCUUUCAAAUAGAAAUGCACUCUAUACAAAACGUCAGCCAGUUCGCAAUAAAGACAUCUUCACAAACGAUUGUAGUAAUAACGCGCAAGCAAAUAUCACACCCCUGCAACAAAGUGAAAAUACUAGAGCUCUUCCAAAUUAUCAGACCAUAGAGGAUCAGAGAAAAAUUUAUUUGGACAAAGCAUCUCCAAUUUCUACCAAUGAGAUCUCGCAAAGCCCAUCGUUUAUUCGUAGUGAGCCAUUAAGGCGGAGUCUUCCAAUUUCUGGAAAUGUGCCAUCAGAUGUAGCAGUUCCAAAGAAAGAACUAAAAUCAAACAUAAGAACUUCUUUACCAUUAGUUCAGCUCGGAAGCUCUGGUAGUUUUAAUUUAGAGUCCAGAAAUAGACCAGCAAGAAGAGUCUCUUUUGAACAAGGUAGCAAAGAUUUUGAGAUAAGUAAAGCUUCUGCACUAGAUAGUGAUGUUCAAGAUAAUAAAGACAAAAAGAGUUUUGAUGAUAUUGAUUCUGAAGAGGAGCUGAAAACCCUGUUGAACCAGACAACAGAUUUAAGUGAGAGAAAGAAGAUACGAUUAAGAAUAAAAGAUAUUAGAGAAAGGGAAAUUUUAGCCUCAAGAGAAAAGUCCUCCCUGGCCUCAAGAGAAAUUAAGGGUGAUAAUAAACAUGUGGAUUAUGAUAAGAUAGAAGAUACUGAGAAACUAAGAACAUUGCUGAACGAAACCUCAGACUAUGAAGAGAAACGCAAAAUACGCAGUGCUAUUAGACAGUUACGGAAACAGACAGAACUAGAGAAAGUGUCAACUAUUGCUAGUGCUCCUCAAAGAAGUUCUAGUUUAACAGUUCCAAAGAAACUAAGCAAUUCAGACAGCAGUAAUUUAAGCGAAUAUAGCCUUAACAGAGGCUUGUCACCUCAGCUUGGUAGAGUGGGUAGUGUUUGUGUGACACAGUUCUCGGCAAGAGGUGACAAUAGUACACUCAGAGCAGAUAGAAAAUUAACCAAUGACAGUAAGGUUAAGAGAGAAACAGACUCAUUAUUGUGUGUGAAAGAUAACAGACCAAAGCAGGAUAUUAGUAAAACAAACACUUUAACCUACAGAAGCGGCCGAAAGUCAAUUGAUGAAGACAUUAUAAAACAUGUUAAAAAAGAUUUGACAGCUUGGGACAGACACGAAGCAAAAAAAACUAAUCAUACGGCCAAGGCAGCAUCAUCGAAUAAGCCACUCACAAACGCUGACCGAAUAGAAAAAGACACACAAGAGAAAAAGUCAGUGUUGUCACAUGCGCAACAACAUAAAGAAACAUUUAUUCUGCUGAAGAAAAAAGUGAGGGAAAGUUUGUCUCAGAGUACUGAAUCGCUUCUAAAACUACACAAAUCAAGUGCUACCAAAGAACAGUGCGAUCAAAAUUUAAGGACAGAAAGCCCUAUUUCUGAAGAUGUGUUUAAAAGAGAUUUACUUGAAAAAUCUCGGAGACAUUCAGUGACUUCCAGUCCAAAUAAAAAGUUUGAUGAUAGGGAAAACACUUGUGCUGUAGAUGACAGUGUUGUGACACCUGUAAGGAAGCGUUCACGUGUAGAAAUGGAGCGAGCUUUCACAGAUAUAUUAAAUGACCUUGAAGUUAAGGCAGUUAAGUCUGCCGAUUUAAAGGAAAGUGAAAAUGAUGAGCAGUCAUUUAACAAUAUUAGUGUUUCAAGUGAAAAUAUUCAGCUUUUGAAUACAGAAAAUACGGAACUAUCAAACAAAAUGGAUGAAGUGAAUGGGAAUAGGGUAAUUACUACAUUAAAACCUAUUAUUUUCAAUGAAUGUACUACCCCCAUGCAGUCUAUGGAUGGAAAAGUGACGAGUGCUAUAACCAACAACAGUUUGAAGACGGAAGAAAAUAAUAAUACAGAAUUAAACGGACCCGGUUUAGAAACAAUCGAAGAAGAUAAAGACAUUCUCAUCCAGAAAAGAUCACCAGGGUUACAAUUACCAACAGAUAGUGUUGAAGAUGAAGCAGACGGCUGUGAAGAAACUGGUCAGAUCUCACCAUUGGUUUCAGAUUUACAGCCUAAAUCAUUCAUUCAAAAACGCUCCUUAAUCAGGAGUAAAAGUUUAAAUCUUCGUCCCACCUCACCAACAAACUGUAAAAUAGAUGUUCAAAGGGAAGAAGAUGGUACCAUCAAAGUACAACAAACCACACAAAGUAACAAUAAAAACAGAAUUGUUACCAUAACAACCAGAAAGUAUCAGACCCCUGAUGAAACAAAUGCAGAAGUAAGAGACACAGUGGUGGAAACCAAAUUCUCCUCCCCAGGAGGGUCACAAUUCACAGAAAGGGACGAAAUCCAUACCAAGAAACGUAUCACCUCUCGUGGAUCUAAUUAUUUUGAGCGUAGUGCUCUAGUUACUAAGAGAGUAAAGGAUAGGGAAGGAGGUGAAAUUAUUCAACAGGAUGUUACUGAUGAAAAAUCAAAUCAGUCGGUCACCAGUGGACUUUCUUGGGGGGAUAGAACUACCUCACAUAAGUUGGUUAGUAAGCGAGCACCAGAUACAGUUCCUAUGAUAGGAGAUACUAAGAAAUCCCAUGCCAUCUUGGUAUUGAAUAAGUUAAAUGUAUCUAAAGCCAGCAGUGGAUAUGGUAGUGUUUCUGGUUCAGAAGAAGAAGAUAAAGAAGACAUCUUGGAUGGGAAAAUUGAAAGACCUUCUGGUUGUCCGUCAAUUGUGAUGCCAUUAAAAGAUCUUGAAGUAACAGAGGGCAGUAAUGUCACCUUAGAAUGUGUUUUGAUUGGUUCACCCACGCCAGAAAUCACAUGGUAUCAAGAAAAAGAGCCAAUCCCAUCCUCUACAAAUUUUAUGAUUUUAUUUGAUGUAGAAAGUGGAAAAGCUUCGUUAAAUAUUACAGAUACUCCACUGAGUUGUAACGGUGUUAUCUCUUGUUUUGUUAAAAAUGAUCUUGGAGAAGCAGAAACAAAAUGUCAGUUCACAGUCAAAAAAAAACCUAAGCAUGCUCCAGUGUUUAUGGAAUUUUUGCAUGAUACUAAGGUGCCAGAAGGUCAUUCUACAACCCUGGUUUGCCGUGUUUUAGAGGCAGAAACUGUCAGUUGGUAUAAAGAUGGAGUUAUUCAGAAAAAUUCACCAGAUUUCAAGCAGACUUUUGAUGGAGAAUUUGCAAAGUUAGAAAUUGGUGAGGUCUUUUUAGAUGAUGUUGGAACGUAUAUUUGUGUAGCCAAGAAUGAUCUAGGUGAAAAGAAAACUUCGUGCAAGUUACGUGUAACAGCAUGCUCCUCCGAAACCAGUGUUGUGCCUAUGUUCCUAACUAGAUUGACCAACAAGUCAGUGCAGGAUGGAAGCCGUCUGGUGCUAGAGUGUGAUGUCAUUGGAACACCAGAACCAAAAGUCAUGUGGAUGAGGAAUGAUAGCAGUUUACCUGAUUACACUGAUUAUUGUGAAUCUUAUGAUGGUCGUCUGGCUAGAUUGGAGAUACCUGUCAUCACCAUUAAAGAUGCAGGCAGAUAUGAAAUUGUGGCUGAAAAUUCGGCUGGAAGAGUGUCUAUGGACUCCAUAAUAACAAUUCAAGCAUCACAAUCACCACCAACUAUAACUCAGCCAUUGUCUAACAAAACAGGUAGAGCUGGGGACAGAGUUAAAUUACAGUGUGGUAUAUUUGGUACCCCAAAACCCACCAUCACAUGGCGCAAAAAUGGCAUGGUGAUUGGACAGACCAAGGAUUUCGUCCAGUCAUAUAAUAGUAACAAUGUAGCUGCUCUAGAGAUUAGUGGGGUCUGUGAACAGGAUUCGGGCAGUUACGAAUGUGUUGCUACUAGUCCAGGCGGCGAGACAUCCUGUACAUGCCAACUUAUUGUAGAAGCAUCCACCAAUUCCCUUUUUUCAUCCUCCCCAUCACCAUAUAGUCAGACCAUCAUACAAGAACCACCACCCACAACUAUUUACCCUAGUGAUAAACCCAGUAAACCAUCUGUUAGUCAAUUACGCAUGCAGUUCCAAGUGGGCAGCAACCAAUCAGAAGCCCCAAAAUCUUCCAUUAGAAGAUGGCAUUCCUUACCUCCUCAAGAAAAUAAAUUUAGCAUCCAUAAGGGGGAGAUUAGCUCCCAGUCCCGAUAUACUGUCCGUGAUCCACCAGUUUCUAACUAUAAUACCUUCACCAUGAGUUCCUACGACCACAUAACCAAUGAAGAAGAACUUCAAAAAUUGAUGAAUGAAACAGAAAGUUUUGAUGAAAAGAAAAAGAUUAGAACCAGAAUAAGGACGCUUCAUGAAGAACAAAGAGCUGAUUAUGACAAGAAAAGGCGUGAGUUAGAACAAGAAAAUGAAAAAGCCAUGAGAAGAAAGUAUGAAAUAGCAGACGAGGAGAAGCAGAGGAAAAUGGAUGUCUACAAAAAUGCCCCACCUACUGGAGUAACUUCCACCAGUGGAACAAAUGUUUUAGCGGAUAAACAAAAAUUAGCAGAUGCAGAAAAGCAGAAGAAAUUGGAGGGGUACAGUCAGGUAGCAGAAAAAAAAACAGGUGCUGACGGGUCUAUUACUACUACAACUACAACUAUUACUACGGAAGAUAAAAAAACACAGGGAGGAACGUCCACCACAGUGAAGAAAACCACAUUAACGAAAACCUCUACACCAAUGGGAAUGUCAUAUGGUAAACAACCAGCAGAUCAAGCAGCUAAAGAACUGACCAAUAAGAUCUUAAGUAACUGUGGCUAUGGCACCAGUGGACAGAUCUCGGUGAAGACAGAAUCGUGGAACAGUAAAGAUGGUUUGGUAGAAAAAUCACAGAAAAAGGAAUCAUGGGGAGGAGGAACUAAAGGUGCUAUGGCUGCCUUCAAACAAAUGGAUAAAUCUUCUCCUGGACAGCUUGGAAAACCUAAUGCUGGUGGAGCGGCUAAGCCUAAUAUAUCUCGAAGCCCAAGUUCUAUAAAACAAGUCCUACUGGAAUGGGCUAAGGCUAUGACCAGAGAGUAUGAGAAUGUUGAGGUUACUAAUUUCUCUAGUUCAUGGAAUAAUGGUAUGGCCUUCUGUGCCUUAAUACACCAUUUCUAUCCAGAUUCUUUCGACUUCUCAAAACUUGACCCAAAGAAAAGACGAGAUAACUUUAACUUGGCAUUUGAUAAAGCAGAAGAGUUGGCUGAUAUUGCACCUUUAUUAGAUGUUGAAGAUAUGGUGAAAAUGAAAAAUCCUGAUUGGAAAUGUGUUUUCACUUACGUCCAAAGUUUUUAUAGAAAACUCAGAGACCAUGAAAGAAACAAAGCAGCACCAGCUUCUCUCCCUAAAACAGUGGAACAGUGAUGCGUCAUUCUAACUUUAUGCUUGUUACCAUAACAACUGAAGGAUAAGAUAGACAGUUGUUGUGUUUAAUAAUAUGCAAGACAUCUUUAAUGAAUUUUUUUACUUAUAUAAAAAGUGGUGCUAAAUCUAAAGUUGAUUUGAUCAUGAUCAGCAAAUUCAUAUUUCUUAACCUUUGGUUGCUAUGGUGACUGCAACCAUCAUUUCUACUUUAAUGGUGCCUGCUGUUUUUACUCUUUUAUUUUUAAAGCUGUUGAAAAUCUUCAUUACAUAAAUUAUUAUCAUAAACUCUUUUAGAAUAAACUAUUUAUACUUUGUGUCUUUUGUUUCCAUGUGAUGUAUUAUGAUAUAUAUCUCUUGUUUAUAAUGUAUAAUAGUUUUUAUAAACCAAAUAAAUAGUGACAGUCAAUAGUAAUAGGGCAGACUAUUAGUAUAUCUAUUUUAAACUGUAAUCAACCACAAAGUAACAAAGAUUUGUUCUCCUUCCUUGAUGGGAUUUUCAGAUAUAUGGAAUCAUUUCUAUGGUAUGACAGGGAAAGUGUUUCUAGUUAUAUAGUAAAGACAGAUGGGUUGUAUUCAAAAAAAAGUAUCUCGGCAAAUGGAUGGGCAAAAUGUAUAGUCUCAAAAUAGAGAAGUUUAUGUUUACUGCAUGUAUAGCUUUCGACAUGGAUUUAAACCAAGAUUUUGAAGCUUUAGAAAGUAACUGUGGAAAGCUACAUACACAAGGCUUGGUAGUUAUUUUCUUAAAGACAACAUGGAUGAAAACAACCCUGGAAAACUUCUUGGACCAAGCUAUUCUCUGUCAGUUUGUGGGAAGUAAAAUAACUAUUUUUUUUUGUUAUGGUUGCUUACUUGACCCAAAUUCUUAAAUCAAAAAUGCCUUCUUCGUAAAAUUUAUGUAACUUAUUGUUAAUAUUGGAUUGUUGGGUGAAAUCCAAAAGGAUAAGCCUGAAUUUUAAUAAUAAAAGUUGUAUAUUUUUAGAAAUACUAAUUUCGUAAACCGAACUAUGAUAUGCAGUGCCUUGAUUGAUGAAAAGAUUGUUAGAUAUUUUUGUUAGCUUUAAAUAAUAUAUUAUUAUGUUUUCUUAUAAAAACGAUAAAAAAACAAUGUGUCUUAGCAUUUUUAUAAUUUAAAUAUCAUGUAUUUAUACCAAAUGUUAAAACAGAUUUGAACCAUUUUUUGUAGUAAAUAAGAUAGAAUAAUUUUAGAUCAUAUGUUAUUUGAUUUUGUGCAAUUGUGUUUUUACUAAUGAUAUAAGGGUUUACAGGAGAAUACUCAAAACGUUUUAUGCAUACUUAUAUUCUUAAAUAAUAUUGACAUAGAUUUAAAGGGAAGGAGAUAACUUCCCGAAGAGGUAAACAAAUAAUUAAAUAUAUUGUACAUACAAUUUUACAUACAUAUAAACAAUUAUCUAUGUUUUAUUACUAACAAUAUGAUAAGACGUCUGCACAUUUUGUUGCAUAUAUAAAUCUCUAUUGUUUGUAGAUCAUAGGUUGAAAGGAAAAUGCCACUGAACAGAUUUCUUUAUGUUUAAAGGGACAUUAGCCUACAUUGAAUAAAUGGCUGUGUUGAAAUUAUUGUUAAUUGAAAUUCUAUAUUUGUUUUGAUUUUAUUAUUUCAACACAGUUUUAAACUAAGGGCUUAAUUUCUACCUUUAAGCGUUAAGGAAUUUGUAGAAAUCAGUUUACAUCAGUGGUACUUAACUGCUUACAGAGACUUCACAAAAUAAGUAGUAAGCAUAAAAAAGAUAUUUGGUAAUUGAAACAUAUAUGUUAAACUCAGGGUGAUAGCUACCUUAUUCUGUAUAGCAUAUAAUCAAAACCAUAUUAUAUAUUUCAAUAAUUGACCUUAGUCUAAUUAAAAAUUUUGUACUUAAAAAAUAGAUUUCCAGCAUUAUGUUCUUUGCAGGAGUGCCAAAUUUUUGUACUGUACUGUCCAUUGGAAUUUGUGCCAUGCAAUCAUUUAUAGUCAGUUUACAAUAUAUUUGUAGAACAAGAAACUGGGUUAAAUUCAUCAACUCUAGAUGUAACACAACAAACUUAAUGAUUUUGAUGUUUUGGGAUGUUUGCACUUUAUGAUUUUAAAAAUUUGAAAAUAGGGGAGUAAUAAAUCUCAUCCCAAAAAGCAAUGUGUACUGUAGGUUAACUAUGAUACAGACACUUAAUUUCCACUCAAAAAUACUUUAUCUAUCUUUAAAGAUGAGUUUAAAACCAACUUUUUGUUAAAUUUGUGAAGAAUCUUGGUAAGUGUUGUGCAAAGUUAAAACCAAAUGUGCAUUUAAACAUACAGUUAGUUAAAGAAAAUGUUAUAAUCUUUAGAUGAUAUAAUAUUUUUGUUGAUGUGUUGUACCUGUUGUUGCCUGAAUAAAAUAUAUUACUUGUU